Messenger RNA from Stylophora pistillata, 3517 nucleotides. RefSeq lists its product as uncharacterized. NCBI's taxonomy places the organism in Eukaryota, Metazoa, Cnidaria, Anthozoa, Scleractinia, Pocilloporidae. The record is from RefSeq and is a predicted model, not a curated record.
CAUUGUCUUUAAAUUUCCGUCUACGCUUUCGAUCGUAAACGUCUCUUCAUGGACACGAAAUCAAACAAAGAAAAAGGUGGAAAGUCCAGUAUGGUGAAAGUAAAUAGCCGCGAGGAGAGCGCUACUGAUACACUAGAGAUUCCAUCCCCUACAGUCACUCAAGGAGUAAAACACACGGCGCUGUCGUCAGAAAUGGAUCCCAAACGUGCCGCUGCCAUCUUAGAUAGGCGCCGCGUAUCUGCAUCCAUCAAUGAAAUACGAGAUUUAUACAGCGCUUUGCAAGAACUUGUCCCAGGCAAUACGCCAUCUUCGCCUCAACACCGGGCGAUUUCAACAGAGAUUAACUUUACAAGUGUUUCGUCGAAUCCCACCUCUCCUAGCUUGAAGAGAAGAAAUGCUGAAAAUGGUGCAAAAGACACGUCCCGAUCCCCGACAAGCGAGGAUGAAUCAAUACGAGUGAGAAGGCUUCUUCCGGUGACCCCUGACUCACCAAGCAACCUGCGCAAGUUUAAACCUAAGGUCAUUCAAACACUUGACGUGAAUGCCAAUCAUGGUUUAACCAAAGGAAAACGUCCCCCUAAUAUGGGAAGGCGAGGGUCAAGUGGUGAGGUACUGUUGAGCAUGAAAACCAGUAAAGCAGGAAACCCAUCGCCUAAUAUGGGAAGGCGAGGAUCAAGUGGUGAAGUCCUUCUAGGCGUUCGAGCCAAUCAACUUAAGGCACCCAAAAGUCCUUUGGCGAUGACGAGAUGGUCUUCACACCUUGAUAUUGCUACUGCUUGUGAAACCAGUUCAACAGUUCUAGACCAACCUGUCGAACUGGACAGAGUUGUCAGUCCAGAACGGCUGGGUAGGCGUGGAUCAGAGGGGGGCAUUUUGACCCCAAAUAUGAACAAAAGCCAUAAAAAGCUUAGUCCUCUUGUGGUAAAAAGAAGGGGCUCAAGUGGUGAUAUCCUCAGCACGGAAAACUUUGAGACUACUUCUAACAAUCUUACGAGUAGCACCGUAACGUCACCACGAAAUGGCGCCGCGUUAUACACCGACUCGUACCCAAGACGAGGCUCCCUGAUGAGUGCGCUUACCAAGUUUUCGCAUUCCUUUAAAAGAAAAACCCCGCCAGCGAGUCCACAGCGCAAAGAGGCCGCAGAUGCGGCUAACCAGACAGUCGUUGAUGGUCCUGUGCCGACCAAACAGUUACCAAGGCUGGAGAGUCAAAUGGAUAUGUUGUUGAAUUCCCUACAAGAUUUGCAAGGAGCAGAAGUGGUGCAUGCAAACGCAAUUGACACAGAGACCCCAAGGAAACGCGAUCAACGUCGAGGAAGCCUGGGCAGCGAGAUGCAGGAACUCCUGGGAGCCCUGCAUGAACUUUCUAACAUGGCAACAAGCUCAGACUCAGACUCUAUUGGUGAAAAUGAGUCGAGGUCUAGGCGUGGGUCCGAGUUACAAGAUCGAGUGCCAGUCCAGAGGGAAUCACUUGAUCAACUCGAGGCCUACUUCACCGAAAAAUUACGAGACGCUACCAGGGCUAAUGCUUCUAAAUCACCUUCCGAGCGUUCUUCUGAAAGUGAAGCUCUCCAUUCGGACAGAGAAGAUGCUGAAUUGAGCCAAGUAUCGUCCGAAAUGUGAAGCAAGAAAAUCUCUCUGGAAAUAGGGAUGGCCGAUGAAGGAGUUGACAUCGUUGAUGGCCCCCUCGAAGUUUUACCGACGGAGUCCGAAGCUAAACGGAAUCCUCUGAUGGAGGACCGUGAAGAGUUUGCUAGCCAGGUAAACAAAAAACUACAGGACUGGCUAGCAAAGGCUACAGCAUUAUCAGAAAGAGAGAAAACGGAACCAAGCGAAAACUUUAUGACGUAUGAUAGUGAAGGGGCAAAGUAUGAUUCCCCAGAUUCCGACGAAAGUGACUAUAACAAAGACAAAGAACCAAAACGAAUGCGACGGAACCUCUUCUCUAAGUUGUCACUUCUACGCCGUGGUGAUAAAGCGAAAUACAAGCAUCGAAGAACAAAAUCUAUGCAUGACGUUACGUUUUUAGGUGAAAACGACCAUCCCCUUCAAGAUAUCGCAGCAGGAAAUUCUCAAACGGUGACGACACAGAUUGCAGGAAAAUCUCGUCGUCCGAGUGUGACCCGCUCAAGGUCCAUGUACAAUUUUACGCUUCCGCGAAGUAACAACAGUAAAACCCGCCAGGUUAAAGAGGCUGAAGACUUACUUAAGGCUACCCUUAAUACUGAAACACCGCUCAAGCCACAGAGUAUCCACGUUGCGGAGACACAUACACCCGUAAUACUGCCAAACAAAAGAGGCAUUGUAACGUCGCAAAUGAUUUCAACCUGUAGUAAAGACUAUUGCAGUGCCCUUGAUGCUAAAAAUCUGUCGGUGGCUUUGGCAAAACGUGAACUUAAUAAAACCAGACAGAAAGUAGAGGACAACAACGAGAGGCUGUCGGCCCCAAAAAAGCGAUCGCGUCGAUUACCGACUGACUUGCCGUUCUUCUAUACACCAGAAACAGCUGAUCCCCGCUCUUGUAACACUGCUACAACGAGACCUCCGAAAAAAACUGACACCCACAUUAAAAUUAAAUUGUUGCCAAGCAAUCCCCCAAAGGAGGAAAUUUUCUACAAUGAGAAGAAAAGUGAUUCAAGAAAACUGAAAAAGGCCUGCAGCAAUACACUAACCUGUCCGCAUAUUCUCGUGAACCAGAGUACACAUUAUUUUUUUGGAACGACACAAGAAAACGGAAAAGGUGAUAACGACGAAGGUACAUUGUUUUAUCAAGGCUCGUCCCAGUCUCCUCUACGACGCUUUGCAUCUGUUGACAGUUUCUUAAACUAUACCAAAGAUCUGCAGGGAUGCGAGGAGCCUCGGGCAAAUGGAUCUUGUAGCUAUGGACACGAGUUACGAGCCGAUGAUGCGACAAGGGGGACUAAUGUUAGAGGUCAGUCACCAUGCCCCUCUCCACCAUCUCAAGUCUGGGGAAUUGAAUUCACGAUCUAAAAACGGAGAGAGAACUCUUAACAACACAUUUCAGUACACAUUUUAUUGUUUCUAAGGCAGAAAAGACUUGUUUUAAUUCUUAUUUCACAUAACCAGUUACUUCUACAUAAACAUUUUGGUUCUGUUUUGUUAUCAAAAGGUUUUACUCAUUUUUUUCCAUGCAAAUCAUAGUUCAGUCAUUGAAUUUUAAUCAUUAAUCUCAUUUCUUUUUUUAUUUUAUCCUAUAAAUAUACAGUAUGAUAUGGAAAAUAUUACAUUUACUGGGUUUUAAAUACUUAAAACCUGAGAAUAAGUAUUAGUUUUUAUUUCAAAUGUAAUAAAAAAAAUUAUCCUAGCUCUCUAAAGAUGAAUCAAAUUGCCAUGCAGUUUUGAAGUUACUGUUUGUUGAGAAAGGAGAAUUCAUCUUCAAAUAUUAAAUUGCUUUGUUAUGAAGCAUGAAUUGAUAUAAUUUUGACAAAACUGUUAUACAGAUAUACUGUAGUGAGAAAUGUAGAAUUUCUCAAUUAUGCAAUAAAAACAUAUGCUC